Molecule: messenger RNA, 1800 nt
Organism: Spodoptera exigua (beet armyworm)
Lineage: Eukaryota; Metazoa; Arthropoda; Insecta; Lepidoptera; Noctuidae
Source: the annotation of a GenBank genome assembly
AUAGACUUUUUUGUCUAUGGUCAGAUAGCAAACUAGCAAAGCUGUCAUGCUUAUGUCAACGACGUGUUUCUAAACGAAAAUUUCUCAUAACCCACUUGGAGCUUUUAUUUUUCUUUAUUGUGUUUUUGGUAUGUUUGUGUUGAGUUACAGCUUAUAUUGUGUGAGGAAAAAAUCUCGCGCAGGUUAAAUAAGUGAUAAAAUGACAUCUUAAGUGAAUAUGUCGUUUUUGAGUUGAUUGUGAACAGUGUAAAUUAAUGGAGCUGAAGGUCUGGGUCGAGGGAAUACAAAGGAUUGUUUGUGGGGUUACUGAGACCACAACUUGCCAGGAUGUAGUUUUUGCAUUGGCUCAUGCCACUGGCAAAGUGGGCAGAUUCACACUAAUAGAGCGGUGGCGAAAUAAUGAGCGCCUUCUAGCGCCACAGGAAUAUCCCCUAAAGAUCCUAAUGAAAUGGGGAGAAUACUCCAAUGACAUACAGUUUAUAUUAAGACGGUCAGACUCUGGCAACAACCAGAAACAACAACCUACUAAUAGUUCCAGAUCUCCUAUAGGAAAUGGGGGCCAUACCACAUCAAAUCCUAACAUGGUUGACACCCAAAACUCUCCAAAUAGGAUGUCAACAACACCAACCUAUAGUAAUAAUAAUCCAAACAACACAUCACCUGGCAACCCUAUUGGAGUGGUUAAAGGAGUACAGCAAGCCAAAACACCUGAGUCUGACAGCCCUGUGUUGAAAGAUGUCCCACCUUACAGGGAACCGCCACCGCCAUAUCGUUCACCUCCCCCACCGUCUCAAGCUGUAAGGAAGUCUCCAAACCGCAUGCGUCCCAACAGGCCACAGCACAUGUCUCCCGUAAACUUGCCAGAAGAGAGCCAGGAGAACAGGAGUCCAGAGGCAGUCAGUUAUAACAAUCAGUAUAGGGAACUGGUUUCUCUUGUCAAUUAUCAGAGGGAGAAACUGUCGAGUCAACAAGUUGAUCUUAUAAAGUACGACGCUGAGAUCGGCUUCUGGGAAAACAAAGGUCGGGAGCAGGAAAGACAAGUGGAAUUAUUACAACAACAAAUUAGUUCAGCGGACAACCAACUGCGGAUCAGUACUGAACAGGUACAAGCACUGAACUAUGUAGAAGAAGAGAGUGAAAUAGUAAAACAAAAUGAGAAGACGAUAAAGUCUGAGAUUGUACUGGUGCGCUCCAAACUUGCCAACUGUGAGACGGAACUGUUGCAAUGUAAGAACAAGAUCCGAAAGCUCAUGGAGGAGAUACACAAUGAACAAAGGAUUAUCAACAGUCGCCAUCAGGAUAACAGGCAGUCGCUGGAGCGAUCAAUGCUCGCUGAAAUGGAGAGUUUACAAAGUCAGAUACAGCAGGCGAAACACGCGACUGAAAUCAACAAUCUCACAGCAGAGAAUUUGAAGAGAGAGGUUGGAGUUCUAGAAAAUGCCAUAAUGGAGAAGAAGCGCCAAGUGGAGCGGCUGGUGCAGGAGAUGAAGGAAGCGAACUUGCAGAGCCUGACCGGUAGUGUCGACGAACUGCGCCAUCCGUUGGACGGGCUAUGCAAGGCAGGUAGUGCUCGUAGAAUCAUCGGGUCUCCGAGACAACUAGAGAAUGCAGCGCCCACCAAUAAAAAUCCUCACGGUGUUUGGGUAUAGUUUCCAAUGAAACAUUACUAUAAGAUCGGCCAUUCAUGUUCCCCCUAUUUAAAUGCAACGGCCUAAUUUAAGUAGCGAAGCAAUUAAUUAGAUCAAAAUAGAUAUAAUAUUUAACUGGGUUUCUGAAUUAAAUUGACAAAAUCUAGACUAC